UAUCUCUUUGCGCCCUGUUCCUACUUGCGAGACUUUUCGUUGCUGAAUUUGGGGAACAGCAAACACUCACCGAGCCCUUCCCUCAAGAGCGCGGUUUUUUUUCUUGGUCAAAUGCUGCAUCAUAUUGUCAAGCAACCGCGCGCUUCUGUGCGUCAGGACUGCGGUACCAAAAUGCGAAACCGACAGGAUCGAAAUCGGAGGAUGUGGACCGUUCCGAUGAUGACCCUCGCCAUUCUUCUCGUUGCAACUGCGAACGACUUCCCAACGACCGCUGCCCUUCCAACAGACACAAAGGCGAGCGGCGCCUUAGAACGGCAAGCGGACGGACUUGGAGAUAUGAGCACGAGCGCAGAAACCGCGCCGCUCAAGCUUGGAAGACGGCUUGAUGCUGAUUCGGAAACAACUGCGUCGGACUCGAAUGCCGCCCCGCUUCAGUCCCCCGCACAGCAGCUCUGCACUAUGCGGGUCUAUGCGAUGGGCCGUGAUGGAGAAAACCAAGAGUUGUACGGCAAGUACGCGCCCUCCCUCUUCGGGCCCGCUAUCCUCGGCUCUAAUCUUCCCGGCGUUCUUGUCAACCUGGGUCAGUUCGACCCGUGCAAGCCACUCCCGACGCAGUCCCGCUCAACUCAGUGGAUAGCUUUGCUGGGUAUCAGCAGUGCUUGUCCUAUUGCAACACAGGUUGCUCGAGCGGCAGAUGCCGGAGCGAGUGCUGCAUUGUAUGCAGUUACAUCAAUCCCACCUCAGGGUGCCGUAGAGCCAGAGGGUGGCACGGACGUCGGCGUUCGCGGAUAUGUAGUGUCUGGAGCCAUUUCGUCCGGCACUCGCCUCGCCUUGGUCGAUCUUCUCGGCAGCAGUAGCUCGAUCUGGGUUGUGCUCUAUCCGCCAGACUCAGAUGGACCCGAUUCAGCAGAUUCAGGUCUGAGCACAGCGACUGUUUGGGGGAUCAUCGUCGGUUGCAUUCUUGCGUUUGCCAUCGCGGCCGCAAUAAUCAGCUACUGGAGCACGCGCAACAUGCCUGCGAACGCCCACGGACAACAUCCCGAGACCAAAACGCUGACCCAAGAACAAGUCAAUAGUCUCCCAACACGAACAUUCCAAGCACCGAAGAAAGCAACGGCGUCGCGGGCGCUCGACGCUUCAGGCCCAGUGUCUCGUGGACAACAAGGAACGGAGCGAGGGGCAGUCGACGCCGAUUCCCAAGAGACCGCCCCUCCUACCGCAGAUCAAGUGUCGCUAGCUUCAACUGUGUGCGAAGAAACGUGCGUCAUAUGCCUGGAUGACUUUAAGGAAGGAGACACGCUCCGCUGUCUUCCUUGCUCCCACGACUUUCACCAAAACUGCGUCGAUCAAUGGCUGCUCACGAAAAAUCGCGCCUGUCCGCUGUGUCGCUCGCAGCCGUUUGCCGAGACCUUGAGUGACAAUAGCUCACAGAGUGACGACCUUGAACUGGUGCUGUCUCCGUCUGCCGAGCAAUCACCAGAGCGGCAAACGCGGAUUGAGGCUUCGCUCGAUGCGGCAGUGUCCGAGGCCAUUGUCUUGUUUCAAGAGGCCACGCAGCUACACGAACGGCCAAUGCGGCACACUGGAGGUCAACAUGCAGAUGUUACCGCAGUAGCCAGUCUCAAUGAUGGUACGCAGCACUCCGGCAGCUCUUUGAGUACUCGGCGACCGCAAAUGUCGUUGCUCCACGUUUGGAAUGCAAGGCGGGCUAGUUCGACAGUGCUGCGAGCGUCGCAGCUCCUUCCUCCAAUCUCACCUCUAACCCCAACAAAGAUACUGCAAAGCAUUCGGUUUGACUCGCCCGCCGUCUCUGCCAAGCGUCGAUUCAGCACCAACAGUUGCGCGAUACUUGGUGUUGCUCCCCCCUCGUCCACUUUGGGGAAAGAGUCCGCGCCCAAUGUACGAAGGUGCGUCACUCCGGUGGCCACGCAAGAAGGUUGAUAUUAUUUUGGUUGGUGCUCUACCUUGUGUGUUUGUUGCAGCCUAAUCUUUUCAAUGCUGGUUUGUUGUUUUAUAUUUUGUUUUUUGUUGUUUUUGUUGUUUUUUGUUGUUUUUUGUCUCUUGGAAUGAUGAGAGUGUUGAAGGUCCAA
Capsaspora owczarzaki ATCC 30864 is the source of this 2090-nucleotide messenger RNA. RefSeq lists its product as hypothetical. Gene Ontology annotation, cellular component: cytoplasm; nucleoplasm. Gene Ontology annotation, molecular function: zinc ion binding. Lineage: Eukaryota; Filasterea; Ministeriida; Capsasporidae. The record is from RefSeq and is a predicted model, not a curated record. The transcript has 3 exons. Bases 112 to 1941 code for a protein of 609 amino acids.